Molecule: messenger RNA, 1139 nt
Organism: Zychaea mexicana
Lineage: Eukaryota; Fungi; Mucoromycota; Mucoromycetes; Mucorales; Lichtheimiaceae
Exons: 5
Coding region: 151-990 (279 amino acids)
Source: RefSeq, a predicted model, not a curated record
AACUUGUUUUCGAGUCGAAUUUUUGGUCUUGGGGGCCUUUUUUUUUCAUUUAUUUGUGAUGACAAUAGUAACGAGUAGCACCUCUUUUCUUGAUACUUUUCCAUUUCUCUUGUAACGCCUUACUCAAUCCUCAUAUAUUCAUAGCCAACCAUGAAUCAGGGAAUGUAUCCUGGUGAGCCCUAUUUCCGGGACCAAGACAUACACGCAACACAUUCAUACACUCGAAAAUUUUGUGGCUGCAUGUCACUACAAGGCGGUGGUAUAUUGGCGUGCUUGAUAUGGCUGGGCAUCAAUCUCUACGUUACAAUCCUAUCUUUUCAAAGUCGAAGUCCUGUAUUCUCAUAUCUAGAUUACCACGCGCUCAUGGUAACGGGCUCCAUCUGCAUUAUAUUUCUUGUCGCGGCCCUGUUUGCCAUGUUUGCCUUAGUCACGAACAAACCAGCGAUUCUACGACUUGCACAUCGUAGCAUGUGGGUCGUCGUGUUUAUAUUCGUCAUCAACUUUUUCAUCGAUAUCAUAUUAUUCGGCGUCCAGCGACCACAAUUCAACGAUUGGUGCGUCUCAUCAUCCCGCGAACUUUUGGGCAGCAGCGUCAACAGCACAGCGGUAGAGGAGCCACAGGACGAUUCGAACCUCUACAACUGCAAUAAGCUUUGGGAAGAUGAAUUGAAGUUUGCCAUUGUGCUGUUUAUUAUGAUUACCAUAUGUUAUAUGUACUGGGCCCUCUGCUUAUGGUCGUACACUCAAAAACAAUUGUACUUUUUGACAUUGCCGUUCUAUCCUCCUGGAGGCCAUUUCGGACCUGGUGCUGGUCCUGCUGCAGCAGCAGGAGGUAUGCCACCACCUGCUACCAUGAUGAACCUCAAACCAAAGAAGCACAAUAGCGCUGAUGAUGAAGAACGAGGGACAAAGGGUCGAAGUAUGACAGCAAGACCGGGGGCUUGGAUCUCUUCACUGUUUUCAAGAAUGUCAUUUAGUAGGAAAGUAUAGAACGUGUAUCCCCUCCCCUCUCUAUCACCUUUGUCAUCACGCCAGUCAUCCUAUCUCUGCAUGUAUAUCAAUCAUGGUUGUAGUUUCCUUUACUCCAAACUUAAAAAUAUACCAUCCACAUCCUGUACGCAGCUUGAGCAUUUUGUGCU